Molecule: messenger RNA, 1335 nt
Organism: Fusarium sp. VM40
Lineage: Eukaryota; Fungi; Ascomycota; Sordariomycetes; Hypocreales; Nectriaceae
Source: the annotation of a GenBank genome assembly
AUGGCUGCCGCUGAGAAGAAGACCUUCGAAGGGCCUGGGGGCCUGUCACUCACUCGCAUAUUGAGAUUUCUCUCAUCAGAGUACCGCAUUCUGUUUACACUCGUUUUUCUUCUUAACCUCAUGGGGGUUAUUCUCUUCUUGUGGCUGUGGUUCAUCAAUGGGCAUCCUAAUCCGAGCACCUGCGCUCUUGCAACAUCGAUCAACCUCGCAGUCUCUAUUACCAUCCGAGAAGAACAUAUCGUCAAUGGUCUAUACCAUGUAUUCACAGCAUUUCCAACAACAUCGCCUCUUUGGUUGAGGCGGCGAAUGGGCAAGAUUUACCACCUUGGCGGAUUGCACAGCGGAUGUGGUGUUGCCGCAACAUUCUGGUUCAUUAUGCUUUCAAUCGAAAAGACCAGUGCGUUCACUUUGGCAAAGCAUCGAGAUGCUGCUCGGUGGGCACACAUCAUUAUUAUCUAUAUGCUGGAUUGUCUCCUCACCUCCAUGCUUGUCAUGGCGUUUCCCUCAAUCCGUGCCAAGAUACAUAACGCCUUUGAGGUCGUGCACCGACUAGCUGGUUGGUCGUCCCUCGCCCUUCUAUGGUGCCUCACUGUUCUUGAUGCAAGCAUCAAUACACCGGCUGGAGACUCUGUCGCACUCUCUGUCUUUUCCAGCGCCAAUGUGUGGCUUGUGUUUAUUUCAACCUGUUGCGUCGUAUCGACAUGGUUGAACUGCCGAAAAGUUGAGGUUGCAUCAGAGCGACUAUCUUCACAUGCUCUUCGAAUGUACUUUGAUUACGGCAAUCCCCAACCGGGUACAACCAUCCGGCUUUCAUCCCGACCUCUGCUGGAAUGGCACGCAUUUGCUACUGUCAACGACCCCAAAGCGAGCGGCUUCUCUGUUGUAAUUUCCAACGCAGGCGACUGGACAAAGAAAGUUGUCAACGAUCCCCCACGUCACGUUUGGGUUCGACGCACACCAACUUGUGGUGUUCUACGUAUCGCACCGAUGUUCAAGAGCAUUGUAUUGGUGGCUACAGGCUCAGGAAUCGCUCCCUGUCUUCCUGUAAUUCUAGCACAGCAAACCAGAAUAACUCUAUUCUGGUCAACUCGAGAUCCUCUGGAGACUUAUGGGCCAAAUAUCGCAUCUAUAGUCCUCGGUAUGGGAGAGAACACACAUAUUCACAAUACGUCUACCAUGGGACGACCAAACACACUACCUACUGUCCUGGAUCUGUAUAAGAAAACGGACAGCGAGGCAGUGGUGGUAAUUUCCAAUCCAAAGUUGACGAUCGAUUUGGUACUAGACUUGGAAGCAUUGGGAGUGCCGGCAUUUGGCCCCAUCUGGGAUUCUUAG